AUGAGCUUUUCAGCUCUGCGCGAGCGUAUUCUCUCCUAUCUUCGCCAGCACGAUCGUGUUUGUACCAACAUUACAUUGCACAGGCUGGAUUUUGUGACGGACCAAGUCUUGCAAAACAACGUCGAAUUCAUUUCCAUAUCGGAUAACAAGACCAGCGCCGCCGAGCCAGGAAUUGUCGUUUCGCUUGCAGAUGUUCAGGUCGACCCCGGCAUCCCGGGAGUGGCUCCAUUGUCGUCGGUCGACAAUACUGUGCUCAUGCUGCAUUUGUAUCAGAUGAGCGAUGCCGACACGUCGGGAGCGAUCGACAUGGAUCAAGCACCCGGUUCAAACCACGAGCACCCGCCGUCGUUCCACGCCGACACGACGGGAUUCGAUGGCGAUCAAGCCGCCAUGAAUGGAGCACAGCCAACAUCCGGCGAGGAGACAGCGCAAGAGGAUGCCAGCUGCAUGGAAUAUGCAAUUCCAAACCGCGAGUUUCACGGUAUUUGGGAAAGCUUGGUGUUUGACCAAAACGGCCAAGUGCAAAGCCGUCUGUUACAGUACGCGACGACGGCCAUGUUGUUUUCCGAGUACAAUGUCAACUCGAACGUGGUGUCUUGGAAUCGCGUGAUUCUUCUGCAUGGGCCACCGGGCUCCGGCAAGACGUCGCUCUGCAAGGCACUUGCACAGAAACUUGCCAUUCGCCUGUCUGGACGGCAUUUCGCGCAAGGCCGCUUCAUUGAAAUCAACAGCCACAACCUCUUCUCCAAGUACUUUAGCGAGAGUGGCAAGCUGGUCGGGCGCUUGUUUGCACGCAUUCGUCAAGUCGUCCGCGAUGAGCGCACGUUGGUGUGCCUUCUGAUUGACGAGGUCGAGAGCAUCACGGCUGCGCGGCAGUCUGCUUCAACCGGCGCCGACCCUUCGGACGCGCUACGUGUCGUGAAUGCAGUACUCACACAGAUCGACUCUCUCCGCCAUAAUCGAAAUGUUCUGCUCAUGGCGACGUCCAACCUGACCAAGUGCAUCGAUGCUGCCUUCUUGGACCGUGCUGACAUCAAAAUGCACGUGGGAUAUCCGAGCUGGCGCGCAGUGUACACGAUCUUGUUCACUGCCAUCCAAGAGCUCAUGCUUCGAGGCAUCAUUGCUCCUGUCGAGCCUGUUCUCGAACUGCUCGCACUCGACAAUGUCGACAACCCUAGUGCCCCCGGCGUAUUAUCCAGCGUGCGACUCCGCGAUGCAGCCAAGGCGGCUCAGGGGAUCAGCGGGCGAACCCUCAAAAAACUCCCUCUGCUGGCUCACGCGUUCUACAGCAAUGGAACCGUUACAAUGACGCUUCAGGCCUUUAUCACUGCCUUGCACAACGUGGCGGAAGAUCAACAUCGCACUGCCGUCGAGACCGAGUGA
Molecule: messenger RNA, 1383 nt
Organism: Capsaspora owczarzaki ATCC 30864
Lineage: Eukaryota; Filasterea; Ministeriida; Capsasporidae
Product: thyroid hormone receptor interactor 13
Exons: 6
Coding region: 1-1383 (460 amino acids)
Biological process (GO): reciprocal meiotic recombination; meiotic recombination checkpoint signaling
Cellular component (GO): nucleus; chromosome
Molecular function (GO): ATP binding; ATP hydrolysis activity
Source: RefSeq, a predicted model, not a curated record